This is a messenger RNA of Rotaria socialis, 561 nucleotides long. NCBI's taxonomy places the organism in Eukaryota, Metazoa, Rotifera, Eurotatoria, Philodinida, Philodinidae. The record is from the annotation of a GenBank genome assembly.
AUGUUACUUUCAAAGUAUUCAUCAUCAGCACAGGUCUAUUCGAAAUUAAUUCAACGAAUAGCACUACGUCGCUCAGCUUCGUCAACAUCAAGUGUUUCUCAUACGUCUUCGAAUAAUGACAAACAAUAUCGAACACCUUUAUCUAUGGAUCCAGAAUUUCGUCCAUCACCCGAUAAUGAAUUACCACGUGCUAAAACAUCGGAAAUGAAAGGAAUAACAUUUAACAUUCGUGAUUUCUAUCAAAAUUAUUUUCCUAAUGAUCCAGUCGAAGCACGCUUACCAACACCAUGGCAUAUGGAUAUUUAUUAUCGUAAACAAUACUAUAUAAUUGGCGCUUUACUUGGUGUUUUUUUCGGUAUAUAUGUUUCAUAUCGACGAAUACUUGUUGAUCGUGCACGUAGAAGUGAUUGGGAAAAGCAUCAUGGUGAUCCAUUGAGUUAUUAUGAUGUUAUUGGUCCGAUCGAUCCAAGUGUGUCAAGAAAAGCUUGGGAUGAUAAUCCAAAUCUGCCACGACCACAAGGAUGGGUAUCGAAAGUUCAAACGGAAAAAGAAUUACAUUGA